AUGGCUCACUCCUCUGACUACCACAACCAGAGGGAGAUGACCAACGGGGCCCACAAUGGGGGCCAUGGGGGCCAGGCUGGGGGGUCCCACUCGACAAACCGCUACAUGCAGAAGAAGCAUCACCGCCACAGGGGAGGCAGGUCCUCACCCAUGGGCAGAGUCAUCCUCAUCAACUCUCCUGUCGAUGGUGGGGAUGACUGUGAAGACCUCCACACAGUUACAGUAGAUAAGAGUGCAGACGGCUGUCUGGGCUUCAGUGUGAGAGGGGGUUCAGAACACGGACUCAGCAUCUUCGUCAGCAAGAUAGAGGAUGACAGCUCUUCAGAGCAGGCAGGUCUCUGUGUAGGGGACAAGCUGGUAGAGGUGAAUGGUAUCAGCCUGGAGAGCAUCACUAUGAGCAGUGCUGUGAAGGUCCUAACAGGGAACAACAGGCUGAGGAUGGUGGUGAGACGUGUGGGGAAAGUCCCUGGUAUACGCUACUCUAAGGAGAAGACUACAUGGGUGGAUCUGAUCCAGAGGCGUAUGGUAGUAGAGGAGAGUGGUCGUACUCCGUCAGAUGCCAGUUCAGACAGUGUUCUCCGUAGGAUGGUUCACCUCUACACCACCUCAGACGACUACUGCCUGGGAUUCAACAUCAGAGGGGGCAAAGAGUUCGGACUGGGCAUCUACGUCUCUAAGUUGGACCCUGGGGGUCUGGCGGAGCGGCACGGCAUCAAGAUGGGCGACCAGAUCCUGGCGGCCAAUGGGGUGAGCUUUGAUGGCAUCACCCAUAGCAAUGCCGUGGAAGUUCUGAAGAGCCACACCCACAUCAUGCUGACCAUCAGGGAGGCAGGAAGAUACCCUGCAUACAAAGAGAUGGUGGCUGAAUACAGCUGGCUCAGCAAAAUGGCCAAUGGCGGGCCUCCAUCCUCCUCCCAGGGCUCUGACUCCUACUCCUCGGCCUCCUCCCUGUCUUCCACCCCCCUCAGCUCCCUUAGUGGUCUCUCCCAAGUCCUCUUCCCCCCCACCUUCGGCUCCGACAUGGUGGACGUCUGCAUCUCCACCGAUGACAAGUCCCGCCGCCCCAGCAGCUCCGAACGCACCACAGAGACUGCCAUGCAGACUGACCUACACCCCCCCCCGGACUCUAACGCACCCCCCUCGCCUCUUGGAAGGCUAGUCGCCAUGGAAACAAGCCGGACGCUAGGCGCCACUGUGUUUUUGAAGGACACAGCGAUUCGGGGGAAAGGGGAGGGUCCUGUGGAAAGGGGAGGGGCUGGUGAUGGGGGAAGGGGCAAAGGGGGGAUGUUGUCACAAGGGGAACAGGACGUGGCGCAGGACUCCCCAAAAACGGCUGUGCUUAUGGCCCUGAGCAGACCGAGAAAGCCCAUCAGACGAUCCCAGAGCCAUAUCACAGUUACAGAACUAUGGUGGAUGCUUAACCAGGCCAGCUGUCUAUGUGGUGCAUUAACCUUGAUCUCUAUCCAUGCUGCUCCCUCAGAGGACAAGCAGAAGAAGAAGAAGCAGGGAAAGGAGAAGAGUGCAGGAGAGAGAGAGGGCAGCAAGACCCUGCAGCGCUCCAAGACCUUCGUUAGCCUCCUUUUCAGGAGAGACCGCAGGAGAGACAUAUCCAGGAACAAGAGAGAGAGAGACACAUCAAGGGACAGUAGAGACACAGGGACAGGGGACUCCCACAGGGGGCGAUCUAAAUCACCUUCCCACCCUGACUCCCCAGAUAAGGAGAGGGGUCAUCCGUUCCAGCUGCUGACCUCUCCAAGGGAGACCCGUGCUGGGGUGAAGGACAGCAGCCCCCUGCCUCACCCUGAGACCCUGGGACAGGUGGAGGACAUGGCCAGGAAACUGCUCAGUCAGGACGAGGUCACUGCAGUCAUGAGACACUGCAAGCGGUUUAUGUCGGAGUGUGUGGUGCAGGAUCUAGUACACCCUCUACUGGCCAUACUGGACCGACCUGAGAAACUACUACUUAUACGAGAGAUCAGGAUGCUGAUCCCUCCUACAGAGCUGGGUUGUUUUGACAGUAUUGUCAUGCCCUUUGAACUGGAGGCCUACGACAUACUGAAGAGCCGCUCAUUGAGGUCUCCUGCCCUGCGCUCUCCUCGCAGUGGAACCCCUCGACGACACCUCAUCACCCCCAUACCAGACUACCAUGGUGGUUUCCAGCUUCAGACAGCCCAGGACUUGGGGAGAGAUCGUCAGCUGAUGGAAGACCUAGAGAGGCUACGUGUGUCUGGCCUCCAGGGUGGUCUCCUGCCCCCUUCUCGCGUUUUCACCCCCCUCCUAGACGUCCCCGUGGACAGCUACACCCACCACAACCCCCGCUCACGCUCUCCGAGCCCCUCACCCCCCAACUGGCUCCUCACAGAGUCCACACACACUACCAGACACCAACCCCAAACCAACCACUCUCCCCAUAGGCGAGACAAUGGUUUGUCCCGGCCCCAACACUAUGAUGAGACCUCAUUGCUGUCGGAAGAUACCACUGCGGAGCGGGGGCGGUCGCCGGUGAGGAACAAACAUAAUGGAAGGGUCAGGAUGGACCAAUGGGAGAGCAGCACUGAGAGGAGGGGAGGGAUGGCCGAGGGGUACAUGGAGGUGAGAGUACACGUACCCCCCAGGAACAUUCAACCCGCCCUGGCUCAGGUGCUUGAGCCCCCCCUGCGGGACCGAAGAUGGUCGCAGAAUGGUCAUCAUGGAAAUGCAUCACCUGUACCCGUUCAGGAGUAUGAGAUCACCACGGUGACCAUCUCCAAGACGAAACAGUCUCUGGGUAUCAGUAUCUCAGGGGGGAUGGAGUCCAAGGUGCAGCCUGUGAUCAAGAUAGAGAAGAUCUUUCCAGGAGGAGCUGCCUCUACCAGUGACGUUCUGAAGGCUGGGUAUGAGUUGGUGUCGGUGGAUGGUGAGUCUCUGCAGCGUGUGACCCAUCUGCAUGCGGUGGACGUGAUUCGCCGGGCGUUCAGCAACAAGGCCAAAGACUCCAUGGUGUUCAUCGUCAAGGUCCCCAAGGGGCCCUAGGAACCCCAAGAGCCCUGCUGACUAGCCCACUGUCAGGCUUACAGAAGUACUACACCCAC
This is a messenger RNA of Coregonus clupeaformis (lake whitefish), 3071 nucleotides long. Its product is annotated as PDZ domain-containing protein 7-like. Gene Ontology annotation, molecular function: protein binding. Bases 1 to 3012 code for a protein of 1003 amino acids. Gene Ontology annotation, biological process: sensory perception of sound; auditory receptor cell stereocilium organization. Lineage: Eukaryota; Metazoa; Chordata; Actinopteri; Salmoniformes; Salmonidae. The record is from RefSeq and is a predicted model, not a curated record. The transcript has 19 exons. Gene Ontology annotation, cellular component: plasma membrane; stereocilium tip; stereocilia ankle link complex.